Molecule: messenger RNA, 3919 nt
Organism: Vanessa atalanta (red admiral)
Lineage: Eukaryota; Metazoa; Arthropoda; Insecta; Lepidoptera; Nymphalidae
Gene: PIG-Z
Product: GPI mannosyltransferase 4
Exons: 3
Coding region: 126-2096 (656 amino acids)
Biological process (GO): GPI anchor biosynthetic process
Cellular component (GO): endoplasmic reticulum membrane
Molecular function (GO): alpha-1,2-mannosyltransferase activity
Source: RefSeq, a predicted model, not a curated record
CCGAAUGUAGAGACGAUUGCGAUUGGAUAGAAAACUGAUUUCUUAUCUUUUAUCAGUAUAUUUCAUUGAUAUGAGUUUAUUUAUGCUUUAUCUUUUUUAUCAGAGGUGAAAGGCGGGAAGAUAAAAUGUUUUUGAAAACGCAGAUUUUUAAAGCAAUUUCAUUUAAAAAUCCAGUGAAGUUACCUCUGUCGUAUUGGAUUUUAGUUUUUAUAAGGUUUGCUUUGACUUUGAUACCGCAAAGAGGAUACAUACACCCAGAUGAGUUCUUUCAAAAUGUAGAAGUAAUUUCAGGUGAUAUAUUUACAAUCGACGUAGCUAGAACAUGGGAGUUCAAUCCUAAAUUUCCUGUACGAAAUAUUUUUGUACCUAAAAUCAUACUAGGCCCUCCCCUUCACCUUAUAAGAAUUCUCAACCCAUAUACAAAAAACCUUAUCAAUAUUGACUUGAAAACCCCCUACUACUUACUUACUUUACCGAGGCUAUUUAUUUGCUUCCUGUCACUCAUCAAUGAUUACUGUUUGUAUAGAGUAUGUGCUAUGUAUGGACAGAAUUUUAGAAAUAGACUAAACAUUUUUGCUACGUCUUAUGUUAUACUUGUAUAUUGCUGUAGAAGUUUCUCUAAUGCCUUUGAAAUGAUAUUUUUCUCUAUCCUUCUAUUUCUAGUAGCAGAAUGUAUGUACAAGUCAGAUGUGGUGAUAUACCACAGGGAAUUUUUGAACGAGAAAUAUAAGCAAGCAAAAACAUUAGUGGAAAAAGUUAAAAUUUUCAAACUGAUAACUCAUUUACCUGAUCAUUCUUUGAAUCAUGUCAUAUUUAUUGCAACAAUUGUAGUUAUAGGGAUAUUUAAUCGUCCAACUUUCAUUGGGUUUGCAUUCCCUCCAAUAUUUUUCUGGUUACACAGAGGCUUGGGAUCAAAAGUAGUCGGAUUUAAGGACUUCCAUUAUAGAAUAUUUUUAUUAAUUCUAUGUGGAAUUCCUACGGUUCUCUUACUCAUACUAGUUGAUUCUGGCUAUUAUGGCUAUCUAACUAUGGCUGACAUUGAAUCCUUAAAAGUAUCUUGGGACAACUGGGUCGUGACUCCCUUGAAUUUCGUACGAUAUAAUUCCGAUAUGAGGAAUCUCAUUGAACACGGACUUCAUCCACGGUGGCUCCACCUCGCUGUCAAUGUACCGCUUCUAUUUAAUGUGAUCGGCCUAAUGGCUUUCUUCACAAUAAUGAUACAUAUUUACAGAUUCGUCCGCGGGCAGUACAGUAAGUUACCGAGGAUACAAAGUAUCACAGGGCUGAUGAUAUUCUCAACUAUCAUUCCUGUUGGAAUAUUAUCUCUUUUCCCACACCAAGAGGCUCGCUUCAUCAUACCUGUACUGGUACCACUGGUUUUCUUGUACGGUAAUAAUUUAUACCCAAACGACAGCGAUGCUCAAAGAAUUAAGCUAUUGAAGAAAGUCCUUCGCAUCGUGUGGUAUACCCUUAACAUAGUGUUAACAUUGUUUUUCGGUUUCAUUCAUCAAGGUGGUAUUUAUCCAUUUGCGAGUAAUCUUCACCGGGAAAUUAAAAGUUCUUACGGAGUGCAUACGCACGUUAUUACGACUCAUAGUUACAGUAUACCUACUUUUCUUCUUCAACUGGAAAGUACGAAUACAAUUUAUAAAGACAAGUCAACCGGUCAUACCUACAAACUAGCUCCGACGACCUUUUUGAAUAAAUAUGGUUCAAUGCCAAUGGAAAAUAUUUUUAUAAAAGUAGAUGAAGUAUUAACCAAUGCAGAAAAAUUAUUACAUAAAUAUGAAAGACAGUAUAGGUUUUAUCUCGUCUCACCGUGUUCUUUGGAGCAUAAAAUAAGUCACGAGAGUAGUAAAUAUCCUCAAAUCGAUUUGAGGGAGGACUUUUCCUACUACCCUCACUUUUGUUCGGAGGCACUUCCCGAAUUUCCUACCAGACAUGAUCAGUUCUGUUCUGAACAUAACAUGCUGCGAGCAAAUGCAUCUCGCGCCGUCGAUCUGACAAUGUAUCAACGAAUCUCAUGUUACUUUAAAAGAUUUUGUUUAAGAGUAUAUCGAAUAAGUCCCGCAACGAACUUUGUAAUCGAUCAUUAGUAAGUAAGUAUUCGUAUAAUAUUGCUCGAUUAUAGAUCUCUUUUUCAGACAUUAUUUUGUUAUGCCGAUCUUAGAUAUGGGUUCAAAUGCUUUAAAUAUUUUAGCUCAUUGUGAAUAUAUAUUAUAUAUUAUUAUCUCUGUACGUAGGUAUAUCUUAUUAGAUGUAACAUAAUAUAUAUAAUGCUUAAGAGUGCUGUAUCGAUAGAUUUUCUUUUUUUAUAAAUAAUAUAGAACUAUUUCAAAUAAAUUCGUCCACCUAGGGUAACAUCACUUACAUGACUGAAUUUUGUACUGCACAGUGCAAGAUGGUAAUUCAUAUCUUUUAUCUGUUAGUAACCUACACUCUGAUACUGAUGAACGUUUAAAAUAGAGCACCGGUAAUUAUAUUGUUUGACUAGAUACCAAAUAUUUGUCCAAAUAUUUCCAAAUUUAUGAUAAAACGUGAUAUUGUAUGAUACCUAUUUAAAAUAUUUGAGUACAUUUCUGGGACCGGUUACAGCUAGUGACAAACUUACAUUUCAUAAGCUUAGUUAUUGUAAAUAUAUAGCAUUUGUAUAAAAGUUAAGCAUAUAUAAAGCAUAAAACAAUGAAACUGGACGAUGUCUAUGUGUGUAAUGUAUAAUAUAGAAAAAUAUGUACGUAUUAAACUACAUCGCCUGAUAAAUGAUAGCGAAAAUGACGACAUAGAUUUUAAUAAAAUGUCUGAUUUUAAUAAAGAGUAUUGCUAAUAUUGCUUGUAAAUAAAAGAAAAGGGUUCUGUAAAUUAUAACUAAACAUUCCAACUUUCCAAUGUUAGUUAUAUUAGUGGGAAAAACAUGACACUUCAAUAAUUAUAACAUACAUAGUUUAAGAGUUAUUUGAAGGCAAAUUAUAUUUGAGCUUUGCGUUAAUUGCCUAAGGCUCUACAUUUCAUUUGGACCUGCGUUGUUUGUGAUAUUCACUAAAUUUAACAUCUCGCCACGAUUACCAUUUGAAUAGAAGUUUUAAUUUUAGCACAUGUUUCACAGGCUUAACUUCCUAAGUAACACUAAAAUAUUGCUUUUCUUAUUUAUCGUUGUGAAUUUGUGAUAUAUGAAUAAACAAUUAUUUUGGAUUAAUCAUUGUAGUCUAGUAAUUACAUUUGAUACUUGACAAAUUUUAUAAAGAAAAAUGUACGUAGAUAAGAAAAAUGAUUCGUAAUGAUUUUUUUCAGAAAUAAUUUUCUAAUUAUAUUUUGUUUAAGUUUAUAGUUAUGGACAGAGUACUAUCAAUAUCUUACUCAGUGUAAUGGUGAACUGCGAAGCCUUAGACUUCAACAGAUAGUUUCAAAUACAUUCCAUGUUAUGUAAUUCUUAAUUUCGCAUUCCGUAGUUGUUUUGUGUAGUUCCAACUACUUAAACCAGCCUAUUAAUUAACAGCUAAUGUUUGCCAUUUUACUAAAUGACCCGUUCAACCAGCGGCCUUAAUGACACCAGCCAUUACAUCUUCCGUUGAACGGCUAGGCGUUUAGUGAAAUGGCUAUCACGUUUCAUUGAAUGUCCAAAUUAACCAGUCAGCUGCGACGGUUAAAUUUUAUAUUUCCUGUCAAUUAAAUUGGCUUUGUUAUAUGAGACCUACGCCGUCGUUGACUGGAUUUUGUAAAAUUUCAAUUAGAUCUAACAAUUUAACGAAAGUCACUAGUCACGAUUUUAGCAAAAAAUACUCAAUUUUAUGAUAUGCCAUAUAAAUGUACCUAUAAAACAUAUGUAAGGAACCUACCUUUAUUAAUUUAUAGUGUUAGUUGGUUUUUUGUGUUAUGUUAUAUAUUGUUUAAUUUAGUAAACGUAUCUUUAAUGAAGGAAUUA